Closterium sp. NIES-65 is the source of this 699-nucleotide messenger RNA. NCBI's taxonomy places the organism in Eukaryota, Viridiplantae, Streptophyta, Zygnematophyceae, Desmidiales, Closteriaceae. The record is from the annotation of a GenBank genome assembly.
AUGGAUCGGCCGUACCAGGGCGGCAGCGCGGCGGCAUCGUGCGUGGAGGAGGGCGGCAGGAAAGGCGAGACCUUGGACGACGCGGCCGCGGAGGAACUCGCGGCGAAGCUUCGUCUGAAGUUCCGGACGGGCGAGACUCGGAACUUGGCGUGGCGCGAGCAGCAGCUGCGCAACCUGGUGCGCAUGGCGGAGGAGCACGAGGAGGACAUCAUGACCGCGCUCAAGACCGAUCUGGGGCGCGGCCGCAUGGAAGCCCUCAUUGAGGAGGACAUCAUGACCGCGCUCAAGACCGAUCUGGGGCGCGGGCGCAUGGAGGCGCUCAUCGAGGUGUGGCACUGGGUGUGGGGCGUUGAUACAGAGAGAGUGCGAGGGUGCGGGUGGGAUGCGCAUGUGGUGCGCAUGGCGGAGGAGCACGAGGACGACAUCAUGACCGCGCCAUGGGGCGCGGCCGCAUGGAGGCGCUUAUCGAGUGGCAUUGGGGGAGUGGCAUUGGGGGAGUGGCAUUGGGGGAAUGUCAUUGGCGGAGUGGCAUUGGGGGAGUGGCAUUGGGGGAGUGGCAUUGGGGGAGUGGCAUUGGGGGAGUGGCAUUGGGGGAAUGUCAUUGGGGGAGUGGCAUUGGGGGAGUGGCAUUGGGGGAGUGGCAUUGGGGGAGUGGCAUUAGGGGAGUGGCAUUGGGGGAGUGGCAUUGGGGGAGUGUGA